CGCCGGUCACGUCUGGGGCCGCCCGGCUGCCCUCGGCUUCCUGCCCCCCGCGCCGGCUGCCCCCUCCCCGGCCGGCGAGGGCAAAGUGGCCGCGGCGGCGCCAUGCCCGGGCCGGAGUGAGUGCGCGGGCGAAGAUGGCGUACAUCCAGUUGGAACCAUUAAACGAGGGUUUUCUUUCUAGAAUCUCUGAUGUGCUGCUGUGCAGAUGGACCUGGCGGCUUUGCUGUCAGAAAUGUUACGAAUCCAGCUGUUGCCAGUCCAAUGAGGACGAAGUUGAAAUCCUGGGGCCUUUCCCUGCCCAGACGCCUCCCUGGCUGGUGGCCAGCCGGAGCAGUGACAAAGAUGGUGACUCUGUCCACACAGCCAGCGAUGUCCCGCUGACCCCACGGACCAACUCCCCUGAUGGGCGGCGCUCCUCGUCCGACACAUCCAGAUCCACGUACAGCCUGACUCGGAGGAUUUCCAAUCUGGAUUCGAGACGUCCAAGCUCCCCGCUCAUUGACAUCAAACCCAUCGAGUUUGGGGUGCUCAGUGCCAAGAAGGAACCCAUCCAGCCCUCGGUGCUCCGCCGGGCUUACACCCCGGAUGAUUACUUCCGUAAGUUCGAGCCCCGCCUGUACUCCCUGGACUCCGGCAGUGGCGGCGGUGGCGGUGCAGAUGACAUGGACUCGCUGACGGACGAGGAGAUCCUGUCCAAGUACCAGCUGGGGAAGCUCCAUUUCAGCACGCAGUACGACCUUCUGCACAACCACCUGACAGUGCGGGUGAUCGAGGCCCGGGACCUGCCUCUCCCCAUCUCCCACGAUGGCUCGCGGCAGGAUAUGGCCCACUCCAACCCCUACGUCAAGAUCUGCCUCCUGCCCGACCAGAAGAACUCCAAGCAGACAGGGGUGAAGCGCAAGACCCAGAACCCCGUGUUCGAGGAGCGGUACACCUUUGAUAUCCCCUUCCUGGAAGCCCAGCGCAGGACGCUGCUCCUCACCGCCCUGGAUUUCGAUAAGUUUUCCCGCCACUGUGUCAUCGGGAAAGUGUCGGUGCCUCUGUGUGACGUGGACCUGGUCAAGGGCGGCCACUGGUGGAAGGCCCUCAUCCCCAGCUCGCAGAAUGAAGUGGAGCUGGGAGAGCUGCUUCUGUCUCUCAACUAUCUCCCCAGUGCUGGGAGACUGAAUGUGGACAUCAUUCGAGCCAAGCAACUUCUUCAGACAGAUGUGAGCCAAGGUUCAGACCCAUUUGUGAAAGUCCAACUGGUGCAUGGACUGAAGCUUGUGAAAACCAAGAAGACCUCCUUCUUAAGAGGCACCAUCGAUCCUUUCUACAACGAGUCCUUCAGCUUCAAAGUUCCCCAGGAAGAACUGGAAAAUGCCAGCCUGGUGUUCACAGUGUUUGGCCACAAUGUGAAGAGCAGCAACGACUUCAUUGGAAGGAUCGUCAUUGGCCAGUACUCCUCGGGGCCCUCAGAGUCCAACCACUGGCGGCGGAUGCUGAACACCCAUCGUACGGCCGUGGAGCAGUGGCACAGCCUGCGGUCCAGGGCCGAGUGUGACCGUGUGUCCCCAGCCUCCCUGGAGGUGACCUGAGGCCCCAGAGAGGGCGGCUUCCCUUGUCCACAGAGAUGUGCCAUUACAGACACUGCUGUGUGCACACUCAUCUACACGCUCACACUCCAGAUAUCCCUGUGUACACAUACAGUCACACAAAACACACCAGACACUCCUGUGUACACAUACAAACUCAUGCACACACACAUCAGACACUUCUUUGUUCACACACCCUCACACUCAUUCAUAUACAAGACACCCUUGUGUACAUACAGAUACUCUGAUUUACACACAACCACAUGAACUUACAAAUACCAGACACUCCUGUGUAUACACACACACCUGACACUCCUAUGUAUAUACAGAAUCACACAAAUUCAUACAUACCAGACACUCCUGUGUACUCACAAACAGAUACUCCUGUGUACAUACAUACACACACCAGACACAUACACAUUGCAUCUUCUCAGAACUGAAAGCU
Molecule: messenger RNA, 2019 nt
Organism: Perognathus longimembris pacificus (Pacific pocket mouse)
Lineage: Eukaryota; Metazoa; Chordata; Mammalia; Rodentia; Heteromyidae
Gene: Syt17
Product: synaptotagmin 17
Exons: 8
Coding region: 135-1577 (480 amino acids)
Biological process (GO): calcium-ion regulated exocytosis; regulation of calcium ion-dependent exocytosis; regulation of dopamine secretion
Cellular component (GO): membrane
Molecular function (GO): clathrin binding; calcium-dependent phospholipid binding; calcium ion binding
Source: RefSeq, a predicted model, not a curated record